AUGUCGCUUGGUCUGCUGCGCAUCCCCCAGAAAGAUCCAGAUGAAGAAGAUUCCGUAAAAUCGCAAUGGCGUAUCACCGUUAACCCGUCAGCCAACUUCCUCUCGUCAAGCGAACAGCUUAAAGCACUCAUAAAUCGUCUCUAUCGCAAUCAGGAAUUUCAGAAAUUACUAUCGCCCUCAGAGGCUCGUUAUUUGUCGACGGCACUACAAUGUAUUGAUACCACCUCGGAUCUACUGCUGCCGUUACUUACGGUCAUAUCAAAUGCCACAGCAUUUCCAGCCAAUCAAAGUAUAUUUUCACAAUUCGGUAUCACGGAACGUAUUGCAACAAUGCUCAGCAAAAAUCAUGCUGCACUGCCGAGCUCAUGCAAAAUAAUGCUAGUACAGUGCAUAGCGAAUAUGGCGGUGAGCAAUGAGAACGGAACAAUUCUUCAAAAAAGUAUUCCAUAUUUGGUGAAACGACUUGACUCGACAAUUGAUCUCGAGAGUACAGUUGCAUUCCAAGCUUUAACAAAUCUAUCAACGAAUAUUCUACCGACGCAAAUUGAUAUCUUCCUACCGGCCAUUCCAGCUUGCUUCAAAAGGUUAUGGGUAAAAGGCGAAGCCAAUUUAAAUGCAUUGAGAUUACUUGUAAAUUUAUCAUGUUGUCCCGAUAUGGUUCCACACAUACUCGCUGCUAAGGCAGUGACUGGACUUCUGUCUGUGCUUGACUCAGACAAACCAGAAGUGGUGCUACGUUCGGUCAUCUGGAUACUGUGCAUGUCGUCGGCAGUUGAAGUGCUCUCAAUAUCAUACGAUGUUAUUGCACCGUUCAACGCUGAUCCUUUCGCAAAUCCACAUUAUACCAUCUAUUUUGCUAUUUACGGUGCUAAGGGCAGACGUGAACUGGAGAAGAGACUGCGUGAGAUGUGUUCAGGUGAUGGCGAACUAGCGACUAAAUCUAAACGAUUGUUGGACAUUUUAUCACGAAUUCCUGAAGCGCGAUCCUGUGUUUCUCAUUUGAAUCGUCUUUGA
Molecule: messenger RNA, 1014 nt
Organism: Anisakis simplex (herring worm)
Lineage: Eukaryota; Metazoa; Nematoda; Chromadorea; Rhabditida; Anisakidae
Source: the annotation of a GenBank genome assembly